AUGUCAUUUAAUUGGGCAGAUGAUACAGAUGAUGCAGUAAGCUAUUAACCUCUCCCCAAUUUUCCCCCGGUUCUAUCACCUUUCUUCUUUCCUUGCUUCAAAAUCCUGCAAGUAGUUCCUCACCAUACCCAAAUCAGAACACUGACAGGAGCUCUGCAGAUUGCCGCCGGCGAGCUACCAGAAUUCGCGGGUAGUUACAAAGUCCCUUUCAGUAUACUCAAUGAAAUUGCAGAACUCCGAGCCAAUGUCGGCGAAAUGAUCUAUAAAAAGUUGGGAAUGCAAAAUAUGGGCAAGGAGUUAGCAGCAAGAGAUGAUGUAGGUUUAUUAUGGCAGAUAAUUGUUACAGAUAUAAAUGCUAACAGAACAGCAGAUCACUGACGAUGAGGCAAAGGAGAAGAGGAAGAAGGAAGCGAAGUUGUGGCCCAGCCGGGGAAAAUGGAGAGUCAAGAGGAAGAGCCCUUUGAAUAUAGCCAUGUUUUCCUAG
Molecule: messenger RNA, 484 nt
Organism: Sclerotinia trifoliorum
Lineage: Eukaryota; Fungi; Ascomycota; Leotiomycetes; Helotiales; Sclerotiniaceae
Source: the annotation of a GenBank genome assembly